UCACGACAGUCCAAUCCAAUCAUCUGUUACUCUCUUCUUAUUAAUUUCUAUGUUUUCCUCUUUCCCGGCAGAAGGUACGCACCGAAUAAACCCUAAUCGCGGUUGUCGCGACAACACGACCUAAACCCUAGCUCAGCUUCUCCCUCAGAUUUACCUCGGAAAUAUCCUUCUUUUGCCGAGGAUAGUGUUUGUUUGAUCUCCCACAAUUUGUUUAUCAUAUAUAUAUUUUAAUCUUCAUUUGUUUCGUUAAUGGCGGAGGCUCGGAACGGCGAUCGGAGCGACGAAAGUGAUUACAAAUCGGAGGAUGAAGGGACUGAAGAUUAUAGGCGAGGAGGAUAUCAUGCGGUUCGUGUUGGGGAUACUUUUAAGAAUGGGUGCUAUGUUGUUCAAAGCAAGCUCGGCUGGGGUCAUUUUUCCACUGUGUGGUUGGCAUGGGACACACAGAAAUCGCGUUAUGUAGCUUUGAAAAUUCAAAAGAGUGCUCAGCAUUACACUGAAGCUGCGCUGGAUGAGAUUAAGAUUCUUAAGCAGAUAGCAGAGGGAGAUAUAGAAGACAAGAAGUGUGUUGUGAAGCUUUUGGAUCAUUUUAAGCAUUCUGGCCCAAAUGGGCUGCAUGUUUGUAUGGUUUUUGAGUACCUAGGGGACAACUUAUUGACCCUUAUUAAAUAUGCCGAUUACAGAGGGAUUCAUCUCCACAUGGUGAAGGAAAUUUGCUUUCAUAUUUUAGUGGGAUUAGAUUACUUGCACAGCAAACUUUCAAUUAUACAUACUGAUUUGAAGCCAGAGAAUGUAUUGCUUUCAUCUAUGAUUGAUCCAUCUAAAGAUCCUCGAAAAUCAGGCAAUCCUCUCAUCCUUCCAAACAACAAGAAUAAAACUUCGACUAGUUCUGAUGCUUUAAAGGAUGUUAAGAGCUACGGCGGGGAUCUUACCAAGAACCAGAAAAAGAAGAUAAGGAAAAAAGCUAAGAAGGCAGCACAGGGGCGUUCGGCGGAGGAACCUAUUGAAGAAGAUAUAAAUGAAGAAGACUCUACGAGAGCUAGCAUAGGAGAUUUUGAUAAUGGAGUUAAACAAAAUGGGGGUACAGCCAAAGUAUGUAAAGAUGGUUCUGUAAAUGAUGGCGGUAUAACAAAUGCUGAUGAUUUAAAGGAUGCUAGCCAAGGGAAGAAAGAUCAGAGGAGAAGGAGCCAUGAAACAAGGAAGAGACUGCUAGCAGCUGCUGAUCUUAAGUGCAAGCUGGUUGAUUUUGGGAAUGCAUGCUGGACAUAUAAGCAAUUUACUAAUGAUAUUCAGACACGGCAGUAUAGGUGUCCCGAGGUUAUUCUUGGAUCUAAAUAUUCGACUCCAGCAGAUAUGUGGUCAUUUGCUUGCAUUUGUUUCGAGUUGGCCACCGGUGAUGUUCUCUUUGAUCCACACAGUGGUGACAACUAUGGAAGGGAUGAGGAUCAUUUCGCAUUGAUGAUGGAGCUUCUUGGAGUGAUGCCUCGCAAGAUUGCAUUAGGUGGCCGCUAUUCAAGGGACUACUUCAACAAAUAUGGUGAGUUGAGGCAUAUUCGUCAAUUGCGCUUUUGGCCUCUUAAUAAGGUGUUGACUGAGAAGUAUGAUUUCAGCGAGCAAGAUGCUAAUGGCAUGGCUGACUUUCUUGUUCCUUUAUUGGAUUUCUCACCUGAAAAGAGACCAACAGCAGCACAAUGUCUCAGCCAUCCGUGGUUGAAUUCUGUCCCAAGAAUUCUUGAAUCUUCUGGAUCAACCCAUCAAAAUCAGCCCAAAGAUCAGAACGCUUCAACUAAAAUAAGCGAGAAGGGCGAGAGAGAAGCUAUGGAGAUUGGAAUGGGAAACAUAGCUAUUGAUGGAACUUCGAAAUCGAUGUCGUCGAAACAGACAUGACUAGAAACGCAACGUACGCAAUUUCAGGCUAUGUUUCGUGCAGUAUAAUCCCACUUUGUAGCUCAGGUUUCCAUCGGAGUUGGAAACAUAUUCAUGAACGACAUGGAUUCAGCGUUGUCUUACAUGCUAUCCGAAGCAAUCAUCAUAUUGUGCUUGGAGAGGGUAGACCGGCUUUCGUAGGCCCAUCUCGAGUAACUUCAAACAGUGGAUUGUUUUGACAGAGAGUGCGUUCGAGUAUGGUUUGCAUAUCUUUACAAACUACUAUUAUUUCCAGGUCUCUAGUAGCACAACUUUCUGGAUCAGAGUUUCUUAAUGAAACCUUGAACAUAUAUAAAAUAUAUUUUUGGUGUUA
Molecule: messenger RNA, 2236 nt
Organism: Cucurbita maxima (winter squash)
Lineage: Eukaryota; Viridiplantae; Streptophyta; Magnoliopsida; Cucurbitales; Cucurbitaceae
Product: serine/threonine-protein kinase SRPK-like
Exons: 4
Coding region: 250-1884 (544 amino acids)
Biological process (GO): protein phosphorylation; spliceosomal complex assembly; regulation of mRNA processing
Molecular function (GO): protein kinase activity; ATP binding
Source: RefSeq, a predicted model, not a curated record